AUGACCAAAAUGAUAGAAAAUGAUAUCGGAACAAGUCCUCCAGACACAUCUGCAAUGGUCAGUAUACAUCCCCAGACGACUGACUACAUUCUUCAAACCCAUCUACCAAUACGACCCAACCCACUAACAAAGGCCUUACAGCGGAUCGAGCACGAUGCAUUCGGUCCCGUCCAGAUCCCAGCAGCACGGUACUGGGGCGGACAAACGCAACGGGCUCUCGCCACAUUCGGUGAAUCUGGAAUCGAAAGAUUCCCACCUUGUCUCAUCCACGCCUUCGGGCUUCAAAAAAUGGCUGCCGCGAACGCCAACUUCCGCCUCGGCCAACUCGACCAAUCUCUCAGUUCAGCCAUCUAUUCCGCCGCCGAGGAAGUCAGCCAUGGCAAAAUGGACCUUGAAUUCCCCUUGUCGAUCUGGCAAACCGGAUCUGGCACACAAACCAACAUGUGUGCGAACGAAGUGAUCGCCAAUCGCGCCAACCAACUACUCACCAACCAACCCUUAGGAACGAAAUCGCCAAUUCAUCCCAACGACCACGUGAAUCGGUCACAGUCGUCGAAUGACACAUUCCCCACAGUCAUGCAUGUGGCAUCGGUGUUGGCGGUUCGUUCUCAACUUCUCCCGGUUUUGCUUCGGCUUAGGCAGACUUUCCAGCGGAAGGCGCAUGAGUUCUCGACGGUUGUCAAAAUCGGCCGGACCCAUUUAAUGGAUGCGGUGCCCAUGACGGUGGGCCAGGGGUUUGAUGCCUAUGCGCAUCAAGUGGCGAAUGCGAUUCGUCGUUUGGAACAAGGUGCUCUUCCUGGCCUGUUGAGACUGGCUCAAGGUGGGACGGCUGUGGGGACUGGUUUAAACACGCCUCGUGGAUUUGAUGCAGUCUUCUGCGAAGAACUUGGCACCUUGACGGGGGAGAAGUUUGUUCCUAAUCCGAGUAAGUUCGAGGGGAUGGGAAGUCAUGAUUCGAUGGUGGAGCUUUCUGGCGCGCUUAACACUCUUGCGGUGUCGAUGGUCAAGAUCGCAAAUGACUUGCGGUUUCUGGGGUCUGGACCUUAUUGUGGAUUGGGAGAAUUCAAUAUUCCUUCAGAUGGACUCAGCUCGUCUAUCAUGCCGGGAAAACGUAAUCCGACACUGGCCGAGGUUCUGGUUCAGGCUUGUUUCCAGGUCAUGGGUAAUCAUGUCACUGUCACUAUGGCUGGAGGUGCUGGCAUGUUCGAGCUCAAUGUCGCUAAACCGGUCAUCAUUUACAAUGUCUUGCAGUCUGUCAAGAUCAUGGCCGAUAGUAUUGAUUCUUUCACAGUCAAACUGGUCGAGGGUAUUCAGGUCAAUCGAGAUCGGCUGGCUCAAAACGUGGCUUCGUCGCUGCUGGUGGCUACCUCGUUGAACACGGUUUUGGGUUAUGAUCAGGUGGCGAAGAUCACCAACCGGGCUCGUGAUGAAGGUAUCACUCCUCGUCAGGCGACUCUUGACUUGGGUUUGAUGACUGGUGACGAGUAUGAUCGUUUGACAAAUCCGUUGAAGCUGGCCUUGCCACAUUCAACUUUUGAAUAG
Molecule: messenger RNA, 1542 nt
Organism: Exophiala mesophila
Lineage: Eukaryota; Fungi; Ascomycota; Eurotiomycetes; Chaetothyriales; Herpotrichiellaceae
Product: fumarate hydratase, class II
Exons: 1
Coding region: 1-1542 (513 amino acids)
Biological process (GO): fumarate metabolic process; malate metabolic process; tricarboxylic acid cycle
Cellular component (GO): tricarboxylic acid cycle heteromeric enzyme complex; mitochondrion
Molecular function (GO): fumarate hydratase activity
Source: RefSeq, a predicted model, not a curated record